AUUGUCAAAACCCACAGCUGUCACGACACAGGCGACGAGAAGCCGCGUUUUGUCUGCCCAGGCAGCAGCCCACGGCCAGCACGGGGACCCGGCCCCUUGCCUUGCAUGAGCCGUGCUCCAAACCCGUAUCCGUUCCGCCUCCGCUGCGGGUGUCAACCUUGCCGUCAUCACCUCCUGGUUCCACACGCCGCCGCCGCCGCCGCCCACCCGAGCCAUGCCGUCGCCAACGACGUCGCCGGCUCCAGAAGCGGAUGCCCGGCUCGGCUUGCUGCGUGAGCAGAUUGCCCAGGCGGUCGCCGAGCAGCUGUGCCGAGCCGACAUUGAUUGGGAUGCCCUCGAGCUCCUCGGCCAGCCGGCCUUGCGAAUCGAGGCCACCCUGCACGAUGCCACAUCCGCCACAGCUCCCCCGCAGACUCGCCGUCAACGCCAGGCGCAGCCGCUCCCGGUUCUCUCCCAUGUCAUCGACUUGACUGAGGUUGUCACCCACCGAUCCGCGGCGUCCACUCCACGGACCCGUGAGCAGGAUAUCAACGGCAAUGAUUCCAAUGCUCUGCAGCCUGGCAGCAUUCCCGACAAGCAGGUGGCAGGCACGAUCGUCCCGGCCAGGGCGGCACGACAGCCGGUGCGAGACCUGGCGGCAGAUAGUCCAUCGCUCCGGCCUGGAACGCCCCACGCCAAUGAGAUUUCGGGGACUUCCGGCAGGGAGCCCUCGCUGACCACAGAUCAGGAUGCAGACGCUGACGAGGACGUUACUGAGAAUGACACCGGGGUUGACGAUCGGCAUCAGGAGAACAAUCCCAGGAAGGCCAUCAGUGGCCUCCGGCCUAGCCGGGCGCCCAUUCAGCUCGUAGAAGACGCAAACACACAGAGACAGAUGCAGGUCGGUGACAAGAGUUUUCCCAAGCGAAGGAAAAUUGAGCCGGCAGGCUAUGCUCUCAAACCAUCCACGUUGGACAAGCUCAUCGUUGGAAUUUGGGAGCAGAUUCACAGCACGACCACGCUCAAUCCGCAGGAUCUCUUGGGACAUGUCUCGUCUACUCCCGCAUCAGAUGAGUCUGGCAAGGGCAUAGCCGGACGACCGACACCGGCGCCGACAGGGGAAGCCAAUGCAAUACAAAACCCCCCCUCCAGUCUAGAGAUUGCAUCCCUCUCCAUGCCAGGCUUGUCAGCCCACAGUAAUGGCAAUUUAGGACAGGCUGGGCAACAAUCAUUCAGUCACAAGAACAUAUUUUGUCGCCGAGUCACCCAAGCCAGCCGAACAUGUCGCUCCAUUGAGGUCAUUGUCCAAGCCCGUUGGAUUGAACAUUUCGAGGCACAUAUCGAGGCUUCCAAGGCGACUAGUCCGUCUCUGUCAGAUACAAAGCAUCGCAAGGCUGCAUUGAUUGAGGCUUGUCAUGACUUUGGAUGGUCUGAGAAAGAACUUCGCAACAAAAUGGCCGUGUGGCGUGGGUAUAAGGAGAUCAAGGAUGCCGGAGGCUGGUCAGCACUUGUCUUCGCCGGCAUGGGCAUCUAUCGCUUCUGCAAGUACCGCAUUGGCUUCGACAAGGACAGCCUUCAACGGCUUCGCAAUCUUCGCCCCGCUCUAGAGGUCGCCGCCGACACGAUGCAUCCACAUUGGCGUCAGCUACUGACCGUCGUUGACCUGCCCACGCAGCCAAUGUAUACCGGGCAUCGCCACGAUUGGGUUGUCUUUCCAGACGGCUCGGUCCCAGUGCCCCUUCAUACCACAUACUUGCAAUGGGACGUGAACUUCAACUACAAGCACAUUGACGAGUCAGUCGUAGAUGAGCAGCAAUGGGGCGGUGACGAUCCCCGAUGGGCGCCUCCUAUGACAAUGAUACGGGCAGACGCAACGACGCAAUUACCACACAGCGGAGGGUUUGCGCCCGGCCCGGAAUCCUCUUUACUGGCCACGGUGUCCAUGCCUGUCUGCACAGUCUGCGACAAGGAACAAUCCGACGAUCCAAGACUCAAUGCAUGCAUGUGUUUUCCGUCAUUAUUUGGAUGUGCAAAUCCAGCCCCAAGCCCUGUACAGGUGUUCCGGACAAAGGAACGGAGCAAUGGGCUCCUCGCCCUCUGCGCCUUUGAGCGCGGCUCGCUUGUUGGCGAAUUCGUCGGACUUGUCACGAAAGGACUAGAGAACGUCGACGUUAUGGAAGGAUGUACAUCACCUGUCCAAUAUUCGCAGGGACUGUCUUCCGCAUCCCUGUCUACAUCUUCCUAUUCACCUUCGCCUGCAGGCAUCCCGGGAGGCAUGAGGUCUCCAUCCAGAGCGGGUUUCCCCCCGCCCUCGCUAUUGUCGUCGACAUCCUCACUAUCAUCGUCCUCCAAAACAUCAUUCAUUGCUCACCACCACCACGGCCAUCACCAGAGACAACAACAUCACCACUAUAGUCAGCACCAGAACAAACAGCAGCCUGGUGUUCGGUAUCAGAUAUGGCAAGGACGCCAGGGGAACUUCACGCGGUUUGUGAACCACAGCUGCAAUGCUAAUGCGCAGUAUCAGACCUUCACGUGGCUGGGGACACAGCGCAUUAUCCUAGUCAGUAAGGGUAUCGAAGCUGGCACGGAGAUCACAGUAGACUAUUCAGACAAAUAUUGGAAGGGACUGGACAAGAAGUGUCUCUGUGGAGAGAAGAGCUGUCGAUAUCGGCGAGGAGGCAGUUAAUUGGUCCCGUAAGCCGUCUAUGCAGAGACGUUGCAUCGCAUCUUGCGGACACG
Microdochium trichocladiopsis is the source of this 2721-nucleotide messenger RNA. RefSeq lists its product as uncharacterized. Bases 215 to 2668 code for a protein of 817 amino acids. The record is from RefSeq and is a predicted model, not a curated record. The transcript is spliced from 2 exons. Gene Ontology annotation, molecular function: protein binding. NCBI's taxonomy places the organism in Eukaryota, Fungi, Ascomycota, Sordariomycetes, Xylariales, Microdochiaceae.